Didymodactylos carnosus is the source of this 612-nucleotide messenger RNA. The record is from the annotation of a GenBank genome assembly. NCBI's taxonomy places the organism in Eukaryota, Metazoa, Rotifera, Eurotatoria, Philodinida, Philodinidae.
AUGUACGAGGAAGUUCGUCUAUGGAAAAAUCCACGUGAACGUGAACGUUAUGAUAAUAUGGCUGAUGUCUUUUCGAUUAUAACAACGUUGCAAGCUCUAGAGAAGGCUUAUAUUAAAGAUGUUGUUGAACCAGCAGAAUAUACAAAAAAUUGUGAAAAAUUAUUAGCAAAAUUCGCUGCUGCAUAUCAACAAAUCGAAAGUGAAUUUCCAACAAUAGAUAACUUUAUUCGAAAAUAUAAACUUGAUUGUCCUGCUGCCACAUUACGAAUUCGUGAAGGACGGCCAAUAACCGUUCGUGAUGAUAAAGGAAAUAUGGGAAAAGCUAUUGCUGAAACAGUCAUGUUAUUCAUCACACUCAUGGACAAGUUAAAAUUAAAUAUCAAAUCUAAUGAUAUGCUUCAACAAGAUGUUCGUGAAUUAUUAGAUGUAAUAAAUCGUUUAAAUUUGAUUCCAUCAAAUUAUGUUGGUCGUGAAAAAAUUCCAAAAUGGUUAUCGAUUUUAAAACAAAUGGAUGCCGCUCAAGAAAUUACAGACGAACAAGUUCGACAAUUUCAAAUGGAUUUAGAAAUAUGUUACAACGAAUUCAAUCGAUUAUUAUCGACAAAUACUUAA